AGGGGAGAGGGUCUCCUGUCUGAUCUUUUGUCAUGGGAAGACUUUCCUCUGCUGCUCCAGAGCAGAGAGACAGACAGAAAGAGGACUCCAGCUUCAAAUCUUACAGACGGGCAGCAGAGGAUUUUAAACUAUGUAACUUGGGGAGAAAACAAAGAUUUCGCUGAAUUCUUCAUCCUUAGCUGAGAUUCUUUGAGGUCAUUGUGAUGAACAUGCUUCCUCAAAGGAGCGCUGUGGCAACACUGGGCUAUGCCUCUGACUGUUUGAAAAUGGAGCACAGCAACGGCAGCUCAGUAGGGGGCACAUUGCUGAGGGGCUCUCGCUCUAAAGCAGAACUUCAGGAACUGAUGGAGACCCUGCAGCGCAGAAAGAGUGCUCUUGAGGCCAGCCUGAGGGCAGCUGAAUGCAGUCGCAAGUACCUUAGCGUACCUGCACCUGUGGGUAGCCAAUCCAGCAGGCCGCUGUCCAUCCUCAGCAACACAGAGAGACCGCCCUCUGCCUCCAGAAACUUUUCUUACAUCAACAGCAACAGUGUGCCCCCAUCGCCACGUCAGGGUGAGCGCCAAAUUAGCUCCAAUGGCUUGCUUCGUCAUCCCUACUCUCGCCACCAAUCACAAGACAGUCUGCUGCUCUCUCAUGCUUCCGAUGGAAGCUCUCUGAUGUCCUCCUAUGGGGAGCCAGUACCUCGUUCUCCCCGGGUCAAAAGUGGCGCUGCCAGUAUGCCAUCCAGCCCUCGAAUGAGCCGUAGACUCAGCUCUCAAAGCAAAGCCAUCGGUGAGUCAAGGCAGAGGAAAUACUCCACAGGUUCCCUCAACAACCUAGGGAUGCAUAGCCGUUCUUUGCCACGACUUCACAAUGCAGCAGACCCGCCCGUUUUGUCACUGCCUUCUCGUCAUUCAGUGGGUUCCCAUAGAGUGGUGGUUUCAGCAGGACAGCGGCGCAGCCUUUCCUCCCUUGAGCAGCCCCCAGAUGUGACUGUGCCGGCAAGCAUGCCUAGCACAUCUAGGAGGUCCAGUCUUGCUUCUCUUAGCUCUCUGGGUGUAGAAAUUGAUGGAACAGUCCUGGAUUUGGGAUUAGGAGAGAGGAGGUUGUCAUUUGGGAAAAGUGGGCUAAGCCCAGGACAAAGGGUAAGCAGCAUCAGUUCUCUCAAUGGCAAAGAGGAGCUUAGAGACUACCACCAGCAUCAGAGAGAUGAAAGACUAAGGGAGCAGAGAGUGCAGAAAUUGGAAUGCCAGCGUCUAGAGACCAUCUUAAGCCUGUGCACUGAGUUUGGACAGGUGGUGCGAGAGCCAGCGGGCUCAGCUGUUUCUGAUCUACAAAAGAUCAAUAAAGAGCUGGAGAAGCUGCAGGUGUCGGACGAUGAGUCUGUGUUUUCUGACUCCCCCAGCAGCACUGCUCCAGACACCUGUUUUACUGCCAAAGCCAGAGACCUUCAGCUGCCCGAGGAGCAGCAAUCCAUCCAGCGUCAGCCGGGCAACUACAGGUCCCACUCACCUGCGACAAGCCUGAAUAGCAGUGCCCCCUCUCCUUCUACUCACCACAGAUCCAAAGCCUUGGAGAGUGUGCAGCUGAAACAGGAGGUUACUCAUAUAGAGGAAGAGAGAAUUCAGGUUCUGAACAACAUUGAAGAGCUUGAACAGAAGAUCAAAGACCUGGAUAACCAGAUGGAGGAGUCUCUGCGUGAGAUGGAGGUUGAGUGCGCCCUGCUGGAUGGAGAACAGGAGUCGGAGAUGGCUCAGCUGCAGAGGGAAAAAGAACAGUUGGAGGAACUCAAAGCAAAAAUCCAAAGUGUCGAGAAAAAAAGCCAUAAUGAAAAAUCUCAGGAAAGUGAGGAACAUACAAAAACCUCAGAGGAUUUAGAAUUUCAGAAGCUGGAAAGAGAAAUCAACCAGGAAGAGGAGAAGGAGAGUCAAAGCCAAAAGCUGCUACAGGACAUCGCCGAGUAUCAACGUCUCAGCGUCACGCGCAAGGAAAGAAUCCUGACUCUAAAGAAACAGUCCUCGCAGAUCACUUCACAGGCUCAGCAAGAAAAAGAAAACUUCCAGAGAGAAAAAACCAACUUGCUUGUCAUGCUUCAAAAGGAGAGAGACAAGCUGCUGUCUUUGGAUGGAAAGUAUGCAGAGUUGUCUGAGGGGCAAACUCUACCCAACAGUCCUGUUGCCAUCAAAGAGCACUUGGCCUCCCUAAAGGAGAGGAGAAGAAGCAGCAAAGAAAGCUCUUCCAAUCCUAUUGAAAGUACGCUUCAUAAGAGAAACCAGCAGCUCCUCGGCUCCUAUGGCAGAUCUCUGGGACGCACGCUUCCUCCCAAGGCUCAUCUGCCUUUAUCCCAAAGCUCCAGCUGUGGCAGCGUCAUUCCACAAGGCUUCAGCUUCUCCCCUCGGGAUGUAAACAUGCGUCUGCUGCCUAAGGCAGGAAACAGCUAUGUUCACAUGAAUGACGACAGACAGAGGCAAAGUGAAUUUUGCAGCAGGAUGGUCUCUGAGCCCAACGUCUUCCUGGACUCCUUCUCCUACCAGGACAACAGUCUAGCAUCGGACACCGUCAGUGUGGACAGUUCAGACAGCUUGGAGACCAGCUUCUCUGCCUGCUCACCAGACAACAUCUCAAGUGCCAGCACUUCAAACGUGGCAAAGAUCGAGGAAAUGGAGCGUUUACUCCGGGAGGCCCAGGCCGAGAAGCUGAGACUCCUUGAGCAUCGGGAGCGGGAGAUGGAGAUGCGCAGGCAGGCCCUGGAAGAGGAGAGAAGGAGGAGAGAGGAACUGGAGAAACGUCUGCAGGAGGAGACCAGCAGGAGACAGAAGCUUGUGGAGAGAGAAGUGAAACUCAGGGAGAAACAAAGAUCACAGUCUCGGCUGUUGACUCGCUACUUACCAGUGAGGAAAGAUGACUUUGACCUCCAUGGCCACAUUGAGGCAGCCGGACACAAUCCGGAUGCCUGCUUCCACCUGGCCAUCACUGAUAAAACUUGUCGAGGAUUUCUGGUCAAAAUGGGUGGAAAGAUCAAGACAUGGAAGAAACGCUGGUUUGUCUUCGACCAGAAUCGAAGGACGCUCACAUACUAUGCAGACAAACAUGAGAACAAGAUGAAAGGAGUCAUUUACUUCCAGGCCAUAGAAGAGGUUUACUAUGACCAUUUAAAGAACGCACACAAGAGCCCCAAUCCCUCUCUGACCUUCAGUGUGAAGACCCAUGAUCGGGUGUACUACAUGGUGGCUCCUUCCCCUGAAGCCAUGCGUAUCUGGAUGGAUGUCAUCGUGACGGGAGCUGAAGGACACAUGCACUUCAUGGUCUAGCAAUCCCGCUUUUAAAUUCAUUUUCCUAAACCACUUAAAGCAGUUUCACCACUCUACCCAUGUGAGAGUAAUGAUCAACACGUGCGGAUUUGGGAGGGAUUUUAAUCAGGUCAACCAAACAUUAGCUUCUCCGUACAAUUAUAGAGAUGAACUAACGAGCAUGAAGGAAAUCAGUCUCCAUGUGCACACUUCAAUAUGCAGCUGUGUAUAAAAGUAGUGAAUUGUUUAGCUUGUUUUUCUCUAGUUGUUUAUGUUCUGUGAGAUGCUGCAGCGGGUUUUAAUCUCAUGCCAGGUAGUUUUCCUUUUUUUUCAAAUCAGGGAAGAUUUCAAAGUUUGAACUUGCAACAUGUGCUGAUGGGUCUAACCCAUUAAAGCUAUUGUUUAUUUUAAAAAAGCAGUCAUAGGAAUACAAUAUAAAUCCACUUUUUUGCUUUAAAAUAGUCUUUAAUUUAAGGGUGCAAAAGCUUUAAACCAUCCCAUUUUUACUUUGCUUUCAAAGACAAUUUUUUACUUUGACAAUCAAAUAUUUUUAAUUGUUUUGUACGUCAUAGAAAGCAUGAACUGUUAGCAAUUUAACUGUAUUUGAGAUAAGCUUAUUUCUGAAAACUUCAGCAAAGACCAAAUAUAGUACCUCAUAUGCCAAAUAGCAGUUUCAGCAGGAAUUACCUUAUUGAGGCUAAAAUAACAUUAGCCGUCUGUUAAAGUGUUUAACCUUGAUAUGUUUAAUAUUUUCAGGUAAAA
Molecule: messenger RNA, 4031 nt
Organism: Cyprinodon variegatus (sheepshead minnow)
Lineage: Eukaryota; Metazoa; Chordata; Actinopteri; Cyprinodontiformes; Cyprinodontidae
Gene: phldb2a
Product: pleckstrin homology-like domain family B member 2
Exons: 17
Coding region: 204-3290 (1028 amino acids)
Biological process (GO): regulation of microtubule cytoskeleton organization
Cellular component (GO): basal cortex
Source: RefSeq, a predicted model, not a curated record